UCAGAAAAUAUAUUUUUUUUAAGAAAAUCAUGAGCUCUCACAAGAAAGCUAUUCAUGAGAGAGAAGAAGAAGAAAAACAAGAGAUUAAUCAAAACAAUGAUGAAGAAGACAGCAAGAAGAAGAACAAGAAGCAGCAGGCGCAAAAGAAGGUGCCUUUCAGCAAGCUCUUCAGCUUCGCCGACCCCUUUGACUGCCUUCUCAUGACAUUAGGAAGCGUCGGAGCUUGCGUGCAUGGCGCCUCUGUCCCCGUCUUCUUCAUCUUCUUCGGCAAACUUAUCAACAUUAUCGGCAUCGCCUAUCUCUUUCCCACUUCUGUUUCUCAUCAAGUCGCCUUAUACUCUCUGGACUUUGUAUACUUAGGCAUAGUCAUUCUGUUCUCUGCAUGGACUGAGGUGGCUUGCUGGAUGUACACUGGAGAGAGGCAAGUGGCAAAGAUGAGGCUGGCUUAUUUGCGAGCAUUGUUAGAUCAAAAUAUUGAGCUGUUUGAUACUGAAGCUUCAACUGGAGAGGUGAUUGCUGCCAUCACCGGUGAUAUUAUUAUCGUCCAAGAUGCAAUUUCUGAAAAGGUCGGGAACUUCCUGCACUACAUCAGCCGCUUCCUCUGCGGCUUCGCUAUCGGGUUUUCUCGCGUAUGGCAGAUCAGUCUAGUAACGCUCUCAAUCGUCCCCCUCAUCGCCGUCGCCGGCGGCAUCUAUGUUUUUGUCGCCACUGGCCUCAUCGCUCGUGUCCGCAAAUCCUACGUCAAGGCCGGCGAGAUCGCGGAAGAGGUGAUCGGAACUGUGAGGACGGUACAGGCGUUCGUGGGGGAGGAGAAGGCGGUGAAGAGCUACAGGGCUGCGCUGCAAAAUACGUACAAGUACGGGAAAAAGGGUGGAUUGGCGAAGGGGUUGGGGCUGGGUUCUUUACAUUGCAUUCUCUUCCUCUCAUGGGCGUUGCUGGUUUGGUUUACAAGCAUUGUGGUUCAUAAGGAGAUAUCUAAUGGAGGAGAAUCUUUUACCACCAUGCUCAAUGUCGUCAUUGCUGGACUGUCACUGGGGCAGGCAGCUCCAAAUAUCUCCACAUUCCUCAGAGCAAGAACUGCUGCAUACCCAAUCUUCAAGAUGAUAGAAAGGAAAACGGUGCGCCAAACUGCAGCCAGAGCUGGGCGGAAGCUUCCCAUUGCGGAUGGUCAUAUUCAAUUCCGUAAUGUUUCUUUCAGCUAUCCUUCACGUCCUGAUGUCCUCAUCUUCAACCGGCUUAAUUUGGACAUCCCAUCUGGGAAAAUAGUUGCAUUAGUUGGAGGCAGUGGAUCAGGCAAAAGUACUAUUAUCUCACUUAUCGAACGGUUUUAUGAUCCCCUCUCUGGUGCAAUACUUUUGGAUGGGCAUGAUACGAGGGAUCUUGACCUUAAGUGGCUGAGGCAUCAAAUUGGAUUAGUUAACCAGGAGCCUGCCCUUUUUGCCACAAGCAUCAGGGAGAACAUUCUUUAUGGGAAAGAUGGUGCUUCCCUUGAUGAGAUUACACAUGCUGCUAAGCUCUCAGAGGCAAUAACCUUCAUUAAUAACCUUCCUGAUGGUUAUGAGACACAGGUUGGAGAAAGAGGAAUCCAAUUAUCAGGAGGGCAGAAGCAACGCAUUGCAAUAUCUAGAGCGAUACUGAAGAACCCUUCCAUUCUCCUUCUUGAUGAGGCCACUAGUGCUUUGGAUGCUGAGUCUGAAAAGAGUGUACAAGAGGCACUUGAUCGGGUGAUGGUUGGCCGCACCACGGUUGUGGUGGCACAUAGGCUUUCAACAAUCAGGAAUGCUGAUAUCAUUGCUGUUGUUGAAGGUGGAAAGAUUGUGGAGACAGGAACCCAUGACCAGCUUAUUUCACAGCCUCAAAGCAUGUACUCAUCACUUGUUCAUAUCCAAGAUGCUGCAAGUCUGCGAGGCUCCUUUGAGAGUUCAAGUUUUAGGAGGCCUCAAAGCGUCAAGUUUUCACGAGAGCUCUCCCUUGGAGCUACAAGUUUAGGAGCCAGCUUCAGAUCUGAUAAGGAUUCAGUUGGCCACUUUGUUCCUGAAGCAAACGAUCCUUCAAAAAAGAAGCAUGUUUCUGUGGGAAGAUUAUAUUUCAUGGUUGGUCCUGAUUGGAUUUAUGGAGUGUUUGGCACUGUGGGUGCUUUGGUGGCAGGAGCACAAAUGCCACUUUUUGCUCUUGGAGUAACACAGGCUCUUGUUUCCUAUUACAUGGCUUGGGAGACCACACAAACUGAAGUGAAGAAAAUUGCUCUCCUUUUCUGUGGUGGUGCUGUUCUGACAGUGAUUUUCCAUGUCAUGGCACAUCUCAACUUUGGCAUCAUGGGUGAAAGGCUUACGCUUCGUGUCAGGGAGAGAAUGUUUGGAGCGAUGUUACAAAAUGAGAUUGGUUGGUUUGAUGAUGCAAGGAAUAACAGCGCAAUAUUAGCAUCUCAUCUUGAAACAGAUGCAACACUACUUCGAACUAUAGUUGUAGACCGCUCAUCUAUACUAAUUCAAAACAUAGGAAUGAUUAUAACAUCACUUGUUAUUGCCUUCAUCCUUAAUUGGAGGAUAACUCUUGUUGUUUUGGCAACAUACCCAUUGAUGGUUAGUGGCCAUAUUAGUGAGAAAUUAUUCAUGAAGGGAUAUGGAGGUAACUUGAGCAAGGCCUAUUUGAAAGCCAACAUGCUAGCUGCUGAGGCUGUGAGCAACAUUCGUACUGUUGCUGCCUUCUGUUCUGAGGAUAAAGUCAUUGAUUUAUAUUCGAGGGAGCUCAAGGAUCCCUCAAGUCGAUCUUUCCGUCGUGGGCAACUUGCUGGUCUUUUUUAUGGAGUCUCUCAAUUCUUCCUGUUCUCCUCCUAUGCCCUUGCUCUCUGGUAUGGCUCAGUUCUUAUGGGCAAAGAACUCGCAAGUUUCAAAUCUGUUAUGAAGUCCUUCAUGGUCUUGAUAGUUACCGCACUAGCUAUGGGAGAAACCUUGGCAAUGGCACCAGACCUUGUUAAAGGGAAUCAGAUGGCGGCUUCGGUUUUCGAAAUACUAGACCGGAAGACUCAGGUGGUGGCUGAUAUUGGGGAGGAACUUGUGAGAGUCGAGGGAGUCAUAGAGUUGAGGGGUGUUGAGUUCUAUUAUCCUUCAAGGCCUGAAGUUAUUAUCUUCAGAGAUUUUGACCUUAGAAUGAAAUCUGGAAAAGCCAUGGCAUUAGUUGGCACUAGUGGAUCUGGAAAGAGUACUGUGUUGACUUUGAUUCUAAGAUUUUACGAUGUAGCUGCUGGAAAAGUGAUGAUUGAUGGUAAAGACGUUAGGAAACUCCACCUCAAGUCCCUGCGUAAGCACAUAGGGCUAGUUCAGCAAGAACCAGUCCUUUUUGCUACCUCCAUUUAUGAUAACAUUAUCUAUGGAAAGGAUGGUGCAACAGAGGCAGAGGUUAUUGAGGCAGCCAAACUUGCAAAUGCUCACUCUUUCAUUAGUUCACUCCCAGAAGGGUACUCAACCAAGGUUGGGGAACGAGGAGUGCAGCUUUCAGGUGGCCAGAAGCAGCGCGUCGCCAUUGCACGAGCCAUUAUCAAGAACCCUGCCAUUCUGUUGCUCGAUGAGGCCACAAGCGCCCUUGAUGUAGAGUCAGAGCAUGUGGUUCAGCAGGCACUUGACAGGAUCAUGAAGGGACGCACCACCAUUGUUGUGGCUCACAGGCUAUCUACUAUCCAAAAUGCAGAUGUAAUAUCAGUCCUGCAGGAUGGAAAGAUUGUUGAGCAAGGUAGCCAUUCAGCUUUAAUGGAAAAUAUAAACGGUGCAUAUUUUAAAUUGAUCAACCUUCAGCAGCAGCAACAGCAGCGUUGAUAUUUUGUUAUUGGUGAGACUUUUCUUCUGAUUAAGCCAGACAAAUAGUAAUGAUGGCUUACACAGCAGAAAUGAUCUCUCUUAUUUACACAAGUGAGUUUUACAUUGUUUUCCCUUAUUUUAUAAUACUGUAACCAUUUGUAUGGCAGCUUGCUAGCAUUAUUUGAUGUCAAUAAAUACUAUUUAUACAGUAAGCUAUCCUUCACUGAUUGAAAUGUAAACAUGGAGUGGAAAUCACCUCCUGCUUUACCAGCUGCUGAAUCUAACUUAGAUCUACAACUCA
This is a messenger RNA of Dendrobium catenatum, 4095 nucleotides long. RefSeq names its product ABC transporter B family member 2. The transcript is spliced from 12 exons. Bases 30 to 3812 code for a protein of 1260 amino acids. Gene Ontology annotation, molecular function: ATP binding; ABC-type transporter activity; ATP hydrolysis activity. Gene Ontology annotation, cellular component: membrane. Gene Ontology annotation, biological process: transmembrane transport. NCBI's taxonomy places the organism in Eukaryota, Viridiplantae, Streptophyta, Magnoliopsida, Asparagales, Orchidaceae. The record is from RefSeq and is a predicted model, not a curated record.